Molecule: messenger RNA, 1682 nt
Organism: Rhodamnia argentea
Lineage: Eukaryota; Viridiplantae; Streptophyta; Magnoliopsida; Myrtales; Myrtaceae
Product: cytochrome P450 71B10-like
Exons: 5
Coding region: 21-1586 (521 amino acids)
Molecular function (GO): monooxygenase activity; oxidoreductase activity, acting on paired donors, with incorporation or reduction of molecular oxygen; heme binding
Source: RefSeq, a predicted model, not a curated record
AACACAUUACCUUCCCAACAAUGGCUCUUCGCAUCCUCUGCACAUGGUUUUCUCUUUUCCUUCCUCUCCUCCUCCUCCUCUUAGUGAAAAGCUUCCACGGCAAAAACAAAACCGCCACGAAGACCAUGACUAUGACGACGAAGCAGCGGAAGAAGAACCUCCCUCCGGGGCCUCCGCCUCUCCCCAUCAUAGGCAACCUCCACCAGCUCGGCCACUUACCUCACCAGUCUCUGUGGGAACUCUCCAGACGGUAUGGCCCUGUCAUGCUCAUCCACCUUGGCUGCGUACCCACAGUCAUCAUCUCCUCCCCCAGCGCUGCCAGGGAGGUCCUCAAGACCCACGACCUCAACUGUUGCAACCGCCCGCGGCUACUCAGCACAGGACGCCUCACCUAUGACCACCUCGACAUCGCCUUCACUGAGUACGGUGAUUAUUGGAGGGAGCUGAGGAAGCUGUGCUUGCUCAAGCUGCUUAGCGCCAAGCGAGUUCAGUCCUUCCGGUACGUCAGGGAAGAGGAGGUGGGUUCAAUGAUCGAGUCAAUCGCGAAGUCAGCAGAGAGUGGAACUUUGGUCGAUAUGAAAGAGAAGUUCAUGGCUUUGACGGUUAGCAUCACUUGCAGGGUCGCAUUUGGGACGGCAUUUCCGUGGAUGGAGUUCAAGGACGGAAGGUUCAUGGAUAUGAUUCGCGAGGCAAUGGCUAUGUUGGGAAGUUUCUCAGCAUCUGAUGCUUUCCCUCGAUUCGGCUGGAUAGUGGACAGGUUCACGGGGCUUCAUUCGAGGUUGGAGAAGAGCUUUCGCAGUAUGGACGUUUUCUAUCAGAAGGUGAUCGACGAGCAUCGGAACACGAAUAAGAGGAACGAGGAAGAGGAGGACAUUGUCGAUUUGCUGCUGAAGAUGGAGAGGGAUCAGACGGAGCUUGCGACAGUUCCGCUCCAGGAAGAUAACAUCAAGGCCAUCUUGAUGGAUAUAUUUCUUGCUGGAGUGGACACUGGUGCACUUGUCAUGGACUGGACAAUGGCGGAGCUAGCCAGGAACCCGAAGGCAAUGCGAAAAGCUCGAGAGGAGAUCCAGAGUUGCGUCGGAAACAAGAAAUGGGUCGAUGAAGAUGAUCUCCACGGGCUCAAAUAUCUCAAAUUAUUACUCAAGGAGGCGAUGCGGCUGCACCCUCCAAAUGUACUACUCGUCCCGAGGGAAACCAUGGGUCACUUCAAGCUGUUCGGCUACGAUAUCGACCCGAAGACCCGUAUCCAAGUCAACGUGUGGGGCAUCGGGCGGGACCCGAACCUGUGGGAGAGCCCAGAGGAGUUUGUGCCCGAGAGGUUUGAGGGCAGUCCUAUCGAUUAUAAGGGGAAUCAUUUCGAAUUAUUGACGUUCGGGGCAGGGCGGAGAAUAUGUCCUGGGAUUUCGAUGGGAAUGGCGGUGGUCGAGCUGGCGCUCGCAAAUGUCUUGCACUCCUUCGAUUGGAAAUUACCGGAGGGGAUGACGGAGAAAGAUGUGAGUAUGGAGGAAGGCGCUGGUCAGACCGUAUUCAAGAAAGUGCCUCUCACUCUGUUGCCGGUUAAGCCAUCGCCUGAAACCGAUGCAUGACAAAAUCAUAUGUGACGACAUUUUGUACUUAAUUAUGACAAACUGCGGAUGGUCGGGUAAUUCAAGGAGAUUUUGUGCCUUUUAAGAUCCAAACUC